Dacryopinax primogenitus is the source of this 752-nucleotide messenger RNA. RefSeq lists its product as uncharacterized. The transcript is spliced from 3 exons. The record is from RefSeq and is a predicted model, not a curated record. NCBI's taxonomy places the organism in Eukaryota, Fungi, Basidiomycota, Dacrymycetes, Dacrymycetales, Dacrymycetaceae. Bases 1 to 714 code for a protein of 237 amino acids.
AUGACCCGAGGUUUAUCCUCUGGUCCACUCCCACCCCGCCGGUCGUCCCAACAGGCCCUCCCAGGCAAACUCACCUCGAGCUUGGACUAUGACAUCCUCCUCGACACCCUUAUCUCCUAUCGACCGUUUCUCCCUCCUGCAGCGCUCGCACGAUUGCUCAUCAUGCGCUUUAUGUGGACUCUUCAGCAACCUCCCGCAGACUAUCACCCCACCGAGAUCAAGCGACAAGAAGUUGUACGCAAGAUCGUACGCCUGCGGACGAUGCUCGUCAUGCGCUGUUGGCUGCAAGUCUUUUUCCGUGUCGACUUUGUACACAACAAGGAGGCACGUGAUGUUCUAGUGCUCAAGCUUGUUCGGCGACUAAAGCGGAUCGUGCGGGAAUGCAAGGACGCAUAUAAUCGGGAUGUUCAGACUGAGUUCGAGCUUGGUCAGAAAGACUCGCCUAUCGCCCCUUCUGCUGCUCCUCUUCCCCCUGUUCGGCAUAACGCGAAUCCUGUCCCACCAGAGGAACAGAAUGCGGAAGAUAUCGACCUUUCUGACCUCUCCCCGCGGCCAUCUGUAGACUACGACCGUCUUGCCGGCCGCUCGGCUGCAGAACAGUAUGCGCAUAUGGCCACGUACGGCAAGCCCAAUCCUUCGUCGCAGCUCAGGGAGAGCAUCCGCGGUUUGGCAGACUUUGUCGCACCCCACCAAACCGCCACGGUGGAAACGUAGGAACUACAGAUGGCCGGCUUGGGGUUGGUACCAGAAGC